AUGAAGGUAGCUAAGAAAAUUGUAGGUAGGAGACCGAACCCAAAACGAAUUAAAAAGACUUGCUACAAUCAAGUAUAUACAGAAAAGGCAUGUAAAUGCGAAGAUAAGGAAGCUUUAAAGGCUUUCUUCGAAGAACUGAUGGAAAGAAAAAUGAGCCAAAUUUAUGCACAGUACCAAGUGCUCCUAGAAGAAGUAGCGCAGCAGAAAGUCCUCAUUCAGCAGCUUCUAAAAGAACGCACCGACGACUCAUCGAUAAUGAGAGAAUUUCCAAUUAAAAACAAAACAGAUUUGGGCCGAAUUAAUGAAAAUAUAGAAGUUCGCGGAAAGAAGAACUACAUCAAAUGUAUGACUCAAAUUCUUCAUCGUUCUGGAGUGGUGAAAAACCUGAAGAAUAUUAUAACAGACGAAUUGGCCAUGCAGUACAAUAUUAAUGGAGUGUUGGGCAAAGAUUCGUUCAAAGGCUUUACAAAUUUUUUCGACGCCCUUAUUGAGUCCAUUCCUACCGGGAUAGACGCUGGAUCGCCAGAGAAUCAACUGCGCCAAGCCCUUCAGCGUCAAAAAAAACGCGUAAUAAAAAAAAUCAUUUAGUAAAUAAAGAAAAUAAAUGA
Messenger RNA from Bactrocera tryoni, 608 nucleotides. RefSeq lists its product as uncharacterized. The record is from RefSeq and is a predicted model, not a curated record. The transcript has 4 exons. The coding region runs from base 1 to 588 and encodes 195 amino acids. NCBI's taxonomy places the organism in Eukaryota, Metazoa, Arthropoda, Insecta, Diptera, Tephritidae.